Messenger RNA from Symbiodinium sp. CCMP2592, 5313 nucleotides. NCBI's taxonomy places the organism in Eukaryota, Dinophyceae, Suessiales, Symbiodiniaceae. The record is from the annotation of a GenBank genome assembly.
AUGAUGUUCUUUUGCACCGGCUUGGUGUUGGUAAUUGCAGCAUUGGCAGAGCCAUCUCAGUUACGUGUUGGCAAUGCGGGCUGGGGGCUACUCUUCGAUGGCGUGGAUGACAUCGCGUUGCUUGACAACAUGCCCGCACCACCUUUCACCAUCGAGUUCUGGGCCCAGCCGUUGGAUCUGAAGGAUGGUGGUGGAAGGGCUUUGGCAUCAUACAAUGUCAAUUCUGCGAUGAUGUCACGAGUCACACCGACGGGUCUGAUCUUGUCGAUACUCGAACUCGGGGCCGAGAUUCACACGUCGACGGCUACCGUGGACUCGUUCGGUGUGCCACCUGCUCUUGGGGAGAUCUUUCAUUGGGCCAUGUCCCUAAGCAAGGACGGAGACUAUGCAGUGUUCAUCAAUGGCGACGGUGUUGCCACAGGAAGUUUGGCAGAGGAUGACAUGCGGGCUAUCGUGGAUGAGUACAUGGCCUUUCCAUGGACGCUGGGAGGACGAUUUGGGCGCUAUCUGGGCCAGUAUGUAACCGACGACCGUGCUUUUGGAGGAGUCCUGGACGAGAUCCGCAUAUGGAGUUGUGUUCGCAGUCAUGAGGAAAUCCGUGACAGCAGGUUCUUACACAACCUUGAGGGACCCGCAGCCGCGAAUUUGACGCUGCACCUGGGCUUUGACAUGCCAGACGAAAGUCCACCGAGCACGUUGCUCGGAGCUGGCGUCAUUUUCAAGACUCCGACGUGGGUGCCAUCUCCGAUCCCAGGCGUCGGAAGUGCCGUGGUUGUCGACGUAGGGCUCGGCAGCGGCGUGCAGAACAUCGAGAUAUGCGCCAGCAUGGACGAGUCCGUAGACGGGGUGGUCGCAACGGCAACUUUUCCACAAUCUCUCGCUACUGGAGUUCUGAUGAUUCAAGGACCCCUUCAAGCUGAAGUCUCCAUCCCGCUGUCGGAAAACCGUUCAACGCCUUUUUUCCAGCUAUGUGGCCAUGUGGCCUACCUCCCCCAGCGUGCCGGCUUCGACGUCACAGAGUUCCAUGUGCGUGCCGUUGCUGGCAACAUAACUCUGGAAGCGACCGGAACUCUGCAUGUGCGGGUGCGCCCAAAUCAUCAUCCAGUCGCUGGUGCUGCGAAAGCCAUGCAUACAGAUGGGCAGAGCGGAUAUGUCCUAGCAGGCCACACCCCUCAGAAGGAUGAGUUCUCGCUCUCUUUGUGGAUGAAGGCCGAUUCCACAUCCUCGGAGCCGUGCAUUGUCGGUCGCCACUGGGUCCAAGACGCAGAGAAUUACAUCCUUCUCUUUUUCCACGGCGGCGCAUACAGCUUCUUAUGGAAAUGCGGUGCAGGACGGCCAGGGUUCAUCAACUUUCCCAGGGAGCCGGACGACAGUUUUGUCCUAGAGACGGGGAUGACGGGCAAGCAGAUUCGGGAUUCGCGCUUGGAGCCACAUCACAUGGCCGUCACGGCGAAGUGUGUGCCCUCGGGCCAAGAUCAUCGAAUCCGCUUCGCCGCGUAUCGCAACGGCAAGCUGAUGGCGCAGUCGACCGACAUCGGCGAAUGCAUGCCAGGGUGCUUCGUGCAGGACUUGACCCCGUGGGAGCUCGGGGCGGAGUAUGAUCCAUCCCCUUCAUCAGAGCAGAUGGUCCCCUCGAACUUCUUUCGGGGCAUCCUUGAUGACUUCCGGGUCUAUGGCUCGGAGCUCCUGGCUUCGGAGAUGGAAGCCGUCGCUGCAGGCGCCAAUGUUCGUGAGGAGGAGCUCUUGCUGCACUACACCUUCGACAACGACGACACGGAGACCUGCAAGUACCGGCGCCUCGUGAACAGCUCCUCCCUCUGUUUCGGCUUAAAUGAGCGAAAUUUCCGCGUCGACUCGGAAGCUCUAGAUCAAUUCCCUGGCAUGAACUCCCUGUUGGGCCUUGAGAAUGCAGCGACGCACAUCCCGUCACCUUUUCCCAUCAAGGCCUCCCUCCUGCACCAUAGCAUGCGAGAGCGCGCGUGUGCAGAGAUCGGAUUGGAAGCAACGGAUGUCGAUGGCGAUGCACUUGUCUUCAGCUUGGGGUACAUAUCGGGGAGCGCAGAGGUGUCACUGGAAGCAGGAGUCCUCAAGUUCUGUGACAUUAUGGGUGGUCGACACGACGUUGACGUCUUCUACGACGCCUGUGAUCCACUGGGCUUGUGUGCCUCGGGAGGGGCAGGGCUUGGCCACCUGCUCGUUCAUGUCUUCCCAUCCGGGCCGAACAUCAGUAGCUUCCAGUACCUGCCAGAGACACAGCAGUUGCGGAUGGUUUUUAACAUGCCAACGAACAUGCCGGAUGUGAGUGACAAGGUCGCUCUCCACCGCUUGCUGGCCUUGGAGGAGGUGCCGGGCACGGUGAUUCAGGGGGUGUGGGAGGAGGGAGGACAGGGCCUCCGACUUCUACUGGGAGCAGCGCUGGACGAAUUGAAUUUCUCCGUUUCCUUGAAGUGGGGUGGUCAACUCCGGGACGCAGCCCAAACGACCUAUUUCAGCUACAGCUCUUCUCCGGCUUUGGUAGAAAAGCAGUGCUCCUUGGGCGGCUAUCUUCCCCCGGGAGGGGAGUCUUGCGAAGGCUGCGGCUUGGGACGCUUCCUGAUCCUCGAAGGCGAUAGCGCGGGCGUGUGCAGGUCUUGCAGCUCGGGCAGCUUCUCCAACGAGACCUCGGCAACGUCUUGCACAAUCUGUCCAAGAGGUACUUUUCAGAGCCAGCGUGGACAGUCUUCCUGCGAAUCCUGUGAGCAAAGAGCCGCAGGCAGCACGACUCGUGAACUGGCCAGCACUUCCAUCGACGACUGCAUCUGCCCCGAGGAGACCUUCCCGUUGCUGGGAGGCCAACUCGUCUGCGAGCCUUGCAGCACGGGAUUGCAGUGCCCUGGUGGCAUGGGCUUACCAAAGCAGGCGGCUGGCUACUAUGCCAGGGAGGUUCACUUUUCACGAAACGGCAGUGCCUUGCUGGUCACUCCGCGCAUGGUUGCGUGCGCUGAUCGGAGGUGUGCAGAAGGCCAAGAACUCGGUUCCUGCGGCGCGGGGCAGGAUCUGCUUGCUUGCGAUGCAUGCGUGAGAGGCUGGUACUGGAAUGAUUCUCGCGGACGUUGCGACCCAUGCGGCGUUGUGCAAGCCGUGCCGCUCCUGGUGGCUUUGUGCUUAGCCGGGUGCGCACUGUUUCUUUCAAGUUGCAGGACGACGACCGUCUUCAACAGUGACAUUGCGACGAUAACGGCCACGGUGGCAAUUUUCUUCUCUACUACACAGGCGCUUGGGGCCAUUGCCGACCUAGUGGUCGCGCAUGAAGACGUCCUUCGCUACAUGCUUCGAGCCCUUCGCUUCCUCAGUUUCAGUCCCGAUCUUCUGGGCACAGAGUGUGUUUUGCAACAAAAUGAUGCGGUGCUUUCCUAUUUGGCCUGCUUGCUGGCUCUUCCACUCGCCGUUCUGGCUGUGACAGUAAUUGGGCGAAUGCGCUUGGCGAUGGGAAAGACAAGUUGGGCAAGCGUGUUCAGCAGCCAGGGCUCUGUAGUCAUGAUUCUUUACCUUGCGUCGGCGCGUGUCGCUGUACUCCCGCUUCAGUGUGCCGCCAAUCCGGAUGGAUCCUCAUCAGUUCAGGCAUAUCGGUCGGUAAUAUGUCUGGAGGUUCCGGAGCACAUUGCAAUGGUGAUCCUGGCGGUAGUUGGACUGUUGUUGUUCAGCAUCACCCCGCUGGCUGCAGUGUCAUGGGCCGUGUGGGUAUAUCCAAAUCGAAUCCAAAGGCCUGGUUCAAUUCAGUUCCUAGAAAGAUGGCGCUUUGCCUUUGACCGAUUUACCAAUGAAUCCUACACAUAUGCCGUAGUCUACCUUUGGCGCAACCUCCUCAUCGCUUUGACGCCGGCAGUGUUCACCAAUAGCCAAUCCGUGCAGAUCCUGCUAUUGGCAGUGAUUCUGGUGUCUGGCCUAGCAAUUCAGGUCCGAGUCAUGCCGUGGCGCACCAGCUUGGCUAACUUCAUCGAUGCACUCGCAUCUGCCUCGGUUUCCAUCCUGCUGGUCGGCAGUUCCUUGCUCAUGGUCCUGACAGCACCGGACAUAGGUUUACUGCAGACGUGGGUUUCCCUGCAUCUCCUAGCCACCUUUGGCAUCUUCGCAGGCGUGGUCUUGAACUAUUUCAGCCAGUGGUUCAGAAGCAAGAAGUACCAAGUCUUCAUCAGCCAUCACAAAGGCAGUGCAGCAGCGCUCGCCCGCUGGUUCAAGACGUGCAUGCUAGCUCAGCAGAGGUUGCAGUUGAAGAUCUUCCUGGAUUCGGAUGACCUUUUGAGCGUGGAUGUGCUGUUUGACACGGUGGCGCACCAAACGCAGAGUGUGAUUCUGAUCCUAACCAAAGAAUAUUUCGGAAGACCUUUCUGCAUGGGCGAAUUUGUAAGUGCGAUACAGUCGGGCGUUCCCAUCGUGGCCGUAAAGUGCAAGGAUUGUGAGACCUUGAAUACGGAACUGAUUGUUGAGCACGUGCGUAGCAUAUGGAAGGAGUCGCACAAGGCCUUGCUGUCGAGCAUGGGCAUCACUGAAGACCUUGUUGCAAAGGCAAUCGCACAUUUGCAGCACAACAUAAUACCAGUUGUGGAUCUGGAUCGGUCACAGAGCGAAACCGAGCAAGUGAAAGUGGUCACAGCCGCCAUGGAAGCAUGCCGUUUGGGCACCUUCUCUUUCACAAAGGUGUCGGUGAUGAAAAGCAUCUCCAUCACCAGCCUUCAGCCACAAAUUCUCCUGAUGUCUUCAUGGCAGCAUGAAGCACGGACCUGCUGUUUCUUGGUGCGCCGGAAGCUCGUUCUCCUAAUGCGAACUGUGGUGGAAAUCCUGCAUGAGGACCAGCUGAACCUUCUCGCAACGAAGAGCGCUUUUCCGGAUUUGGGCGUGCUGGUCGUCCUGCUCAUGCAGGGAACCUUGGAAGAUCCGUUUGUGGCAAACUCGCUGUUCUUGGCAAGGAAGGCGUACGAGGACGUUCACUUGGUCCCGCUCAUCGCCGACUCGAACUUUAGUUUCCCAGACACGGCUUUCUGGUCGCAGCUCGCCAAAGGGAGGCUGAUCUCGGCCUCCCUGCUCGUGCCCUCGCAGACAUUGAGGGAUGUUCAGGACUCCUAUGAGCAUCUCCUGACCGUUAUCGCCCUGCGCCUCUCCAUCCAGGCCUCCGAGAAGCUGCAGGCCACCGAACUGCAGGAGGCCAGCCGCAAGCUGCAGCUGCUACUCAAGGACCGCAGGAACGUGCUGAAGGACACGCGCACGGAAGGCGACGAGUCGGAGAGCCCGGAACCUCCCAGAAUAAGCCCCAAACCCCCCAAAAUCGCCUUGUGA